AUGGUCUGCCAACCCGAUUAUGCAGCUCUGACUCCUGAUCGCCAUACUCAAGCUCAAUCAGAUAGCGGCGGAAAUGCGAAACCUUUGAAGAAGAAGCGCAAGAAGCAACCCGCCUCCAAGUACAAGCCACCCGCAAGCUUGUUCAAGGCUCUGCAGAGUAAGGCAAGUCUCGACACAGUCCCCGACAACGACAACGACAACGACGGAAACACCGCUUCACCCAACACCAUUGUCGAUCGUGCUCGCUCGACUCCGUCCGAGGUCUUCGUCUUUGACAACAAGAAAGCCUACGGCAAGGCCCGCGCACUCUUCUCUGUCGGCUACUCUUCUGCGGGUGCCGAGAAGCCAGAAGAUGCCAACGUCAAAGCCACGCUCCGCUGGAACGAGCUCGUGUCUCUCCUCACGUCUGCGCCGAUCUCAUGCGAGUUUCUACCCAUGAAAGGUGUGGCCGUCAAGGUGUUUCGCCCGGCAAGAAAUGGUCUCGAGGCCCGCAGGGCCACUCUCCACAAGCUACACGGUCGCAAUCCCCGCUGCGAGCGAGAGGUCAUCGAAAAUUACGCCACAACGUUCAAGCUGGCUUUUGGCUGGCAGAAGGACAGUUUCGUUCUGGGUAAGAGUGUUGAGGGCGCAGAUACGGCGAACCCUGAAGCCAAAUCCUCGGACGAGGAUAGAUUGGGAGAUCCUCUGCCAAUCGAUGUUGACAGCAUUUGA
Messenger RNA from Cyphellophora europaea CBS 101466, 711 nucleotides. RefSeq lists its product as uncharacterized. Bases 1 to 711 code for a protein of 236 amino acids. The record is from RefSeq and is a predicted model, not a curated record. The transcript has a single exon. NCBI's taxonomy places the organism in Eukaryota, Fungi, Ascomycota, Eurotiomycetes, Chaetothyriales, Cyphellophoraceae.